Trichoderma aggressivum f. europaeum is the source of this 951-nucleotide messenger RNA. RefSeq lists its product as uncharacterized. The coding region runs from base 1 to 951 and encodes 316 amino acids. NCBI's taxonomy places the organism in Eukaryota, Fungi, Ascomycota, Sordariomycetes, Hypocreales, Hypocreaceae. The transcript has a single exon. The record is from RefSeq and is a predicted model, not a curated record.
AUGGUAUUCACCAAACUCAUUAUUGCUGGAAGCACCGGCUGGGUGGCGGAUCAUGCCAUCCGCGCCAUCUUGGCAUCUACAAAGCCGAAGUUCGAGGUUACCAUCUUGACCCGAGCCGACAGCGGCAAAGAAGCACCAUCCGGACCAGGCGCAAAACUAAUCGCGGUUGACUACAACAACCACAAUCAACUUGUGAAAAUCAUCACCGGAGCUGACGCAAUUCUGUCGUUCAUUUCUGGACCUCCAUCCAAAAUCAUUGAUAAGCUGCUACUAAAGGCCGCGCAAGAGGCUGGCGUCCGACGCAUUUUCCCGUCGGAGUACACUCUCGAUAUUUUGCACCCAGACGCAGCUACUCUUUUGACUGAAGGUGGAAAUUGGCCUGAAGACAGCUCGCCCGUGCUCACGGCCCGCAAAUUUGUUUCUCUGGCUCAAGAAGGUGGACCUACGAGCUUCACGACUCUGAUUCCAUCUGCAUUUAUGGAUGGAUGGCUUGAGGGAGCCUUUGGCUCGUUUGACCCUAAAAAUCGUAAAGUUUCUGUCGUUGAUAGUGGAGAUUUUACUUUCUCAGGUUGUACGCUCCCCUACCUUGGAGCUGCCAUCGUUGCAGUUCUCCAAAUGGACGAGGGGAAAACCAAGAAUAAACGCAUUCAUAUUAGCGAGAUUCGUACUACUAUGAACAAAAUCACGGAAACCUAUGAGGAGACCUUGGGCACUAAGUUUGAGAAGACGCACGUUAGUUCUCAAGAACUAGUGAAUCAACGCAAUGCGAACCUCGCAGCUGGUAAUCCUUUCGGUGCACUCUUCGUUACCAUUCUUGUGGGUGCUUUCAAUGGAUGUGGAGCGGGCGACCUAGCUGACGGCUUGGAUUUCGAUGGUGAUGGCUACUUGACGUUAAAGAAGAAGACGCUCAAGGAGAUGACAGUUGAGGCUUUACAGAAGAUUGGCGCUUAG